AUGGCUAGAAGUUGUUGUAUGGACUGUUGCUUGUUUUUUUUUGCAAUUUUUUUUCCACCAAUUGCAGUUCUUAUGGAAUUCGGUUGUGGAGCUGAUUUUUGUUUAAAUCUUCUUUUAACCUUAUUGGGUUUUCUUCCAGGAACCAUUCAUGCUCUUUGGGCCUGUUUUUGUCGUCAAUCUGAGUAUCAAGGAUUUCAAAACCAGAUUAUUGUCACACACGCUGAUGUUUAUGAAGACAGAAGACCUUAUGCUUAA
Messenger RNA from Strongyloides ratti, 255 nucleotides. Its product is annotated as Proteolipid membrane potential modulator family-containing protein. The coding region runs from base 1 to 255 and encodes 84 amino acids. Gene Ontology annotation, cellular component: membrane. The transcript is spliced from 2 exons. The record is from RefSeq and is a predicted model, not a curated record. NCBI's taxonomy places the organism in Eukaryota, Metazoa, Nematoda, Chromadorea, Rhabditida, Strongyloididae.